UACAUCAAAUCCAAAUCUAUUUAAAUUACAGGUUGUAAUGCAACAAAAUAGGAGAAACGCCAAGGGGGAUGAAUCCUUUUCAAGGCACUGUAGUUGGUCUGCAGAGGCUGCAGGUCCUGGGGUCAAGCAGGAGAGGUCUGAAGGAGGGGAGGACCCACGGCACAGCAGAGACAUCCAGACUGGACCAGCGACUGGAGUGGCGCCCCCUGUAGCCACGGCGGAACCCAACACCACCCCAGCGCAGCCUAGGACCCAAUGCAGCAUCACGGAGGGAUCGUGACCCAGUGUCCACGUCGAUGGCACCUUCUGAUUCACACGGUCGCAUCCUUUUCGAUCAGGUAUUGAACUCAAACAAAAGGAAUAGAGCUAAGGGUCAGGGAGGGCGAGUCACAUCAGGCAAUAGUAAAGAGAAACGGUUCCUCUGCAUGUUCUGUAACAAAGCCUUCAGCUGCCCCCAGAAGGUGGAGAUUCACCAGAGGGUCCACACAGGGGAGAAACCCUUCAGCUGUACCCAGUGUCACAUGCGCUUCGCCCAGGCUUGCACCCUGAAGAGGCACCAAAGGGUCCACACGGGGGAGAAACCCUACAGCUGUACCCAGUGUCACAUGCGCUUUGCCCAGGCUGGUAACCUGAAGAUGCACCUGAAGGUCCACACGGGAGAAAGGUCUUCUGACAUUUAGAUAAAAUCCUGCAUUAAAGACUGAUGAAUUGUCAUUGUUGUCAGCAUAAAAUAUCCACAGAUGCAUUUGGAAUACUGAGUAACAUAUUUCAGUGUUGAAUAUUCCUGGGUAGAAUAUUUCAUCCAGAUGUGUGAUAUAUAAGCCUAAAAAGUCUAUACUGUGUAAGCUAGAUGUUGGUCACAAAUGCCCAUUUCAUUUCUUCCAUUCAACUUAAU
This is a messenger RNA of Oncorhynchus gorbuscha (pink salmon), 895 nucleotides long. Its product is annotated as protein krueppel-like. Gene Ontology annotation, molecular function: DNA-binding transcription factor activity; RNA polymerase II cis-regulatory region sequence-specific DNA binding. NCBI's taxonomy places the organism in Eukaryota, Metazoa, Chordata, Actinopteri, Salmoniformes, Salmonidae. The coding region runs from base 38 to 280 and encodes 80 amino acids. Gene Ontology annotation, biological process: regulation of transcription by RNA polymerase II. The record is from RefSeq and is a predicted model, not a curated record. The transcript is spliced from 3 exons.